UUAGAGUGUCUCCUCCUCUUCCUCUACCCCUUCUCUCCUCCAUGGCUCCCAUUCAUUGCUCUCCUGUCUCCUCCUUUCUGCUCCACUCCCUCCCUCUUUUCACUCCUCUCUGCUCCCCGCCACCCAUUUCUCCGGGAUCAUCUGCCUCACUGAUCAGACUGCCAGACAUGCUGAGGUAUGAGCAUAAAACCAUGAAGAGGAAGUAGAAGAAAUUGAAGAAUGCUUCUCAGAAACCGAUUUCUUUUACUGCUGGCCUUAGCUGCUCUCCUGGCCUUUCUCAGCCUCAGUCUGCAAUUCUUCUCCAGAUGGUUGCCUGUUAGCAUGCAGCUUAAAACAGGAACACAUAUACAUCCAGAGUUUGCAGUGCACCUAAUUGCAGGUGCCCAAGGCAGAGAAGAUGAUUUAAACGCUAAAAAUCGUAAAAGGAUCAUGCCUAAUCCCUUGACGGAACCUCCUGCAAUAGAUCCUCUCUAUGAAGCAAGCCUCUACUGUAAUACCCCUGGAAUAACAGAGAGAAGCAUGGAAGGUCAUGCACCUCACAACAUGAAAUUACUGUCCGUCCAGGUGUUAAUCCGACAUGGAGACCGCUACCCUUUAUAUGCCAUUCCUAAAACUAAAAGACCCGACAUUGAUUGUGUCCUGGAGCCAAGCAGGAAACCGUCCCAUCCACGUUUAACAGAUUUUAUUAGCCAUAUGUCAAGAGGAGCAGAAGGACAGAUGGACGGUAUUCUGAACGGCCUUCCUCGUUUUCCGAGCCAUUCAUUUUGUGAAAUGGGAGAACUUACUCAAACAGGUGUUGUACAACAUUUGCGUAAUGGACAGCUACUAAGGGACAUAUACAUAAAGAAACACAAAUUGCUAUCAAAGGAUUGGACUGCAAAGCAACUCUAUUUGGAAUCCACUGGAAAAAGCCGAACAUUGCAAAGUGGGCUGGCCCUACUCUAUAGCUUUUUGCCUGAGUUUGACUGGCGCAAGAUUAACUUUAAACACCAAUGGAGUACCAUAUUUUGUUCUGGCCACUGUGACUGCCCAAUGAGGAAUCACUUUCUCGAAGAGGAGCAGCGUCGCCAAUAUAGUUUCCGGGUUAAGAACAUCAAUCUGGAGAAGACUUACAUCAGUAUGGCAAAGGUAGUGGGUGUACCCACCAGGCAGUUGAGAGCUUCCAACCCUAUUGACUCAUUACUUUGUCAUUUUUGCCACAAUGUUAGUUUCCCUUGUACCAAAAAUGGUUGCAUUGAUAUUGAGCACUUUAAGGUUAUCAAAUCUCACCAGAUAGAAGAUGAAAAAGAGCGACAUGAAAAGCAGUUAUAUGUUAAGUAUGCUAAGCUUGCCACUCAUCCCCUGUUGAAUCAGACUGUCAAUAGAAUGUAUCGAAUUGCACAAGGCAAAAAAGAAGACAUUUUUACUUUAUACUCCGCCCAUGAUGUGACUCUCUCACCAGUUCUCAGCUCCAUGGGUCUCACUGAAGCCAGAUUCCCCCGGUUCGCUGCUAGGUUGGUCUUUGAACUGUGGCAUAACCCCGAGAAGAAGAAAGAGCAUUAUGUUCGAAUCCUUUACAAUGGGGAGGAUGUCACUUUUCAGACCUCUUUUUGUCGAGACCAUGAAAGGCGUUCCAACCAGCCUCUCUGUCCCCUUGAUAAAUUUGCCAAAUUUGUACAAAAAGAAUUGUUUUUAGCUCUUAAUAGCACUAGUUAUUAUGAUGCAUGUCAUCAAAGAUCAGUUUAAGGGAAGUCACAGUAGAGCAGGUAGGACUUGCCAUAUUCAAAACGGUACAGAAGAAAUAAUAUACCACAACAAGUGACUUAUUUUUUUGUUUCAUUAUUGGCACUGUGUAGACAGCACAGAACGCCAUGAGACUGGCACAUUUUUUCUCGUGUCAGUUGUGUAGAUGAAUUAAUGGUAUCGACAAAUUGCUGCUCAGAGAGACAGUACAAUGUUAAAAAGGAACUCUAUUAAGGGAUUAUCCUUUA
Messenger RNA from Pelobates fuscus (common spadefoot toad), 1970 nucleotides. RefSeq names its product 2-phosphoxylose phosphatase 1 (gene PXYLP1). Gene Ontology annotation, molecular function: phosphatase activity. The record is from RefSeq and is a predicted model, not a curated record. The transcript is spliced from 7 exons. Lineage: Eukaryota; Metazoa; Chordata; Amphibia; Anura; Pelobatidae. Gene Ontology annotation, biological process: dephosphorylation; chondroitin sulfate proteoglycan biosynthetic process; glycosaminoglycan biosynthetic process. Bases 220 to 1725 code for a protein of 501 amino acids. Gene Ontology annotation, cellular component: Golgi apparatus.